This is a messenger RNA of Rotaria sp. Silwood2, 930 nucleotides long. The record is from the annotation of a GenBank genome assembly. NCBI's taxonomy places the organism in Eukaryota, Metazoa, Rotifera, Eurotatoria, Philodinida, Philodinidae.
AUGAGUAAUCAAUUAUCAAAACGUGCUUUUGACGAUGUAUCAUCUAGUUGUAGUGAAGAAAUAAAAAGUAAUUCCACAAAUAAGCAUUUAAAAAAUGCGACCAUUCCUAAAAAUAAGUCAAUCUUUCAAGAUCUUUGUAUAGAUAUUGUUCUUGAAAUUUUUCGAUAUCUCCGUCCUAUUGAUCUUUUAUAUUCAUUUAGUGGUUUUUAUGCUCAUCUCGAUGCUCUUUUAGAACCAUAUACACAUACACUUGAUUUUCGUUUUAUAAAUAAAUCCUAUUUUCAAUGUUUAAUACAAUCAUUAUUUCCAUGUUUUACAAAUAAUUUACGUGUACUUCGUUUAAGUAAUGCAUAUACAUUUGGUCAAAUAAGUGAAACACUUUAUAAACUUGAUUGGUCUCAAAUUAAUCAACUUGAAUCAUUAACAUUUGAUUUAAUUGAAUUCGAUGAAUUAUCGAAAUAUUUUCUUGCUAUUCAUCCAUUACUUAAACAUCUUUGGCGUUUAUCAUUAACAUUUAAUGAACAUGAUAAAUUUACUGAAAAAUUACUUAUUGAACAAAUUCUUAUACCAACAAAUCAAUCUCAAUCAUUAAAAAAUUGUUUUAUUAUUGGUAUUACAUUUGAUUUAAGUAAAUUAUCUGGACACAAAUUAAAUGAAAAUUUACGAGAAUUAACAUUAACUUUAGCUACAAUAAAUGAUCUUAUAAUUCUAUUUCGUUGUGUACCACAUUUAGAAAUACUAACAUGUACUGUCCUUGAUAGCACAUAUAAUGAAAACAUUGAUAAAAUUCAAUCACUCGAUUUCUUAACAAUAUUAACAUUAAAUAUUAAAACAUCAAUUCUAUUCAAAACUUUACAAAAAAUUCUCAUACCACAUAACAACUUAAAACAAGUGUCAUUACAAGCUAUUUUACAUAAUGAGGUUAAAUAG